Messenger RNA from Musa acuminata subsp. malaccensis (wild Malaysian banana), 2225 nucleotides. RefSeq names its product probable alkaline/neutral invertase D. Lineage: Eukaryota; Viridiplantae; Streptophyta; Magnoliopsida; Zingiberales; Musaceae. Gene Ontology annotation, biological process: sucrose catabolic process. The record is from RefSeq and is a predicted model, not a curated record. Gene Ontology annotation, molecular function: endo-alpha-N-acetylgalactosaminidase activity; sucrose alpha-glucosidase activity.
AGUCUACCGCUCCGCCCAACCCCACGUGCCUUUUUCCGGCUUUGACCGAUUGCGAAAAUUUUGGUUCCUCCAUCUCUUCCCCACCUUGAUUCGUAAUAAUAUAGCUUCUUCGUCCCUCCCUCCAAAAGCUCUCUUUCUUCUUCUUCUCCUCCUCCCUCUCCUCGAUCUCCUUUGCUCUCUUGAUUCGUAUAGAGCUUCUUCGUCCCUCCCUCCAAAGCUCUCUUCUUCUCCUCCCUCUCCUGAUCUCCUUUACUCUCUCCUCGGCCUCAUUCCGGAUCUCCAGGGUUCCGUUUCUCCCUCUCGCUCUUCGCGGAUUUGUCCGAUCGCGGAGGUUUCCUUCGACAAAAGCGGAAUCAAUGGACGGGGUACGCGAGAGGACGGGCCUGCGGAAGGUGGAGUCGCGCGCUUCCAUUACGGAGGCGGACGACCUCGACCUUUCGCGGCUGCUACAACGGCCGAGGCUAAAGCUCGAGCGGAAGAGGUCGUUCGACGAGCGGUCGCUCAGCGAUCACGCCGCGGCGGGGAGCCUCCGGCCGGUCGACAGCUACGAGAGCAUGCUGUCCCUCGGCGCAAUGAGGUCGGUGCUGGACACGCCGACCUCCUCUGCCCACAACUCGUUCGAGCCGCAUCCCAUGGUCGCCGAGGCCUGGGACGCCCUCCGGAGGUCGAUAGUGCUCUUCCGCGGGCACCCGGUGGGCACGAUCGCCGCCUACGAUCACGCCUCGGAAGAGGUCCUUAACUAUGAUCAGGUAUUCGUCCGCGACUUCGUGCCAAGUGCUCUGGCUUUCCUGAUGAACGGGGAACCCGACAUCGUCAAGAACUUCCUCUUGAAGACGCUCCAGCUUCAAGGCUGGGAGAAGAAGAUCGAUCGGUUCAUGCUUGGCGAAGGAGUGAUGCCAGCGAGCUUCAAGGUGAGCCACGAUCCCAUCAGGAAGACCGACAACCUCACCGCAGAUUUCGGCGAGAGUGCAAUCGGAAGGGUCGCCCCUGUCGACUCUGGUUUCUGGUGGAUCAUCCUUCUCCGCGCCUACACGAAGUCCACCGGCGACUCAACCCUGGCGGAAUCGCCCGAGUGUCAGAGGGGGAUGAGGCUCAUUCUAGCUUUGUGUUUGUCCGAAGGCUUCGACACCUUCCCCACCUUGCUCUGCGCAGAUGGGUGCUCCAUGAUCGAUCGGAGAAUGGGAAUCUAUGGCUAUCCCAUAGAAAUCCAAGCCCUGUUCUUCAUGGCGUUGAGGUGCGCUCUGUCGAUGCUGAGGCAAGACGCGGAGGGGAAGGAGUUCAUAGCGAGGAUAGUGAAGCGCCUGCACGCGCUGAGCUACCACAUCCGGAGCUACUUCUGGAUCGACUUCCAGCAGCUGAAUGACAUCUACCGCUACAAGACGGAGGAGUACUCCCACACCGCCGUCAACAAGUUCAACGUUAUCCCCGACUCCAUCCCCGACUGGAUUUUCGACUUCAUGCCGGCGCGCGGCGGGUACUUCAUCGGCAACGUCAGCCCGGCGAGGAUGGACUUCCGGUGGUUCGCACUCGGCAACUGCGUCGCCAUCCUGUCCUCGCUGGCCACCCCGGAACAGUCCGUGGCCAUCAUGGACCUGCUCGAAGAACGCUGGGACCAACUGCUCGGCGAAAUGCCGCUGAAGAUUGCGUACCCUGCUCUGGAGAGCCGCGAGUGGCAGAUCGUGACGGGCUGCGACCCCAAGAACACCAGAUGGAGCUACCACAACGGAGGAUCGUGGCCUGUCUUGCUGUGGCUGUUCACCGCAGCGUGUAUAAAGACGGGGCGGCCGCAGAUUGCGCGGAGGGCGAUCGAUCUCGCGGAGAACAGGCUGUCGAAGGACGGGUGGCCGGAAUACUACGACGGGAAGCUGGGGCGGUACAUCGGCAAGCAGGCGAGGAAGUUCCAGACGUGGUCGAUCGCAGGGUAUUUGGUCGCCAAGAUGAUGCUGGAAGACCCUUCGCACCUGGGCAUGAUCUCUCUGGAGGAGGACAAGGCCAUGAAGCCUCCCAUAAAGAGGUCAGCUUCGUGGACCAUUUGAAGACGGCAGCUUGGAAAGAGUUCGUUCCUUGGCACCAAUUCUUUGACAGCAAUUCAUUCUUCUUCAUCCCUCAACAGCAAGACAUCCUACACGUAUCAGUCGCCCUAUAUGUAUAGUAGUAGUAUGGAAUCAAUCAUACAUCAAAUUUAUCUGCACUAGAAGAAGCAGGUUGGGCUCUGCAUUCCUUCA